Diaporthe batatas is the source of this 1338-nucleotide messenger RNA. RefSeq lists its product as uncharacterized. The coding region runs from base 1 to 1338 and encodes 445 amino acids. The transcript is spliced from 3 exons. Lineage: Eukaryota; Fungi; Ascomycota; Sordariomycetes; Diaporthales; Diaporthaceae. The record is from RefSeq and is a predicted model, not a curated record.
AUGGCUUCCGCAGCAUACUAUCCUGUGAACGACACCAGCCGCUCUUUAGCUGAAAGAGCGUACCUUCAAGAGCUCACUGACUUCGCCGCCGAACAGCCAUUAGAGGAGGAUUCCAGAGAACAGGUCCGAACCCUAACCAUUGUUUUCACAGUCAUUGCGGUCUGCGUCGUGGGCCUGCGAUUUGUGUCAAGACAGAAGAUCAAAGCACCAUUCUGGGUGGAUGACUGGUUGAUUCUGGCUGCUCUCGUCCUUCUUUUUGGAAAUGCAGCGUUCAACUUUGUGAUGGUAGACCAGGGUGUUGGCUUGCAUUCAGGCCGUCUGACUCUCCCGGAGCUGCAAGCCCUGAACAAGACUAUUGUCGGAGCCGAGAUCAUUUACUUGACGGGUGUCAACGCUUACAAAAUAUCUUUGCUGUUCCUCUAUUACCGGAUAUUCCCGAUCAAAUCAGUCCGAACGUGGUCCUAUGUCUUUGGGGGCCUGUCCACCUGCUGGAACAUCGCAGGAGUCUUCGCCGCUGCGUUCCAAUGCACUCCGCGGGUCAAGAUCUGGGAACCUUGGGUUGACGGAUACUGCAUCAACAUCUUUCUGGUGCAGCUCCUUGUCUCGGUUCCUAGCAUCUUGUGUGACAUCGCGAUAUUGUGCUUGCCACUCCCGCAUGUCCUUCGACUUAAGACGAACUUGACGCAAAAGGUCUUUCUCGUCAUCAUGUUUAUGCUUGGGUCGUACGUCGUGUUUACGAGCAUCUACCGAUUCACUGUUUACCUGGGAUACAGCCCAAGGGAUAUUCCUUACACAUUGGCCGUACCGGUGGCGUGGAAUGUCAUUGAAAUAAGCAGCGGGAUCGUAUCCUCUUGUCUGCCAACAUUAGGACCGAUUAUCCGGCCUGUCAUUAAGUCAGUCAUGCCUUCGUCAGCGGGACUGUCCGGGAAUAAAGACAGUACACGCAGGGGUUACGAAAGAAACCAAGGAGCUGGAAGCCGGUCGGGCCUCGUGACAAUCGGAGGAGGCGGCGCUCGCAAAAGCAGUGGGCAUUGGAGCAGGCUAGGGGGCUCCGCGAGGCGAGAGCCUGAAGACGUGAAUGACUUCGACGUCGAUGGAGAUAUUGAGAUGCAGCCGAGAGGGGAGAUUACCGGCAUCGUCGUCACCAAUCACGACCUUGACGAGAAGUCUAAGGGAAAUUCGGCCUCCCGUGCUUCUACAACACAGCUUCAUGUCACUGUGGGCAAUGAGAGCGACGAGUCUCUGCUCGCGGCGCAUGGCAUCACCCGCACCCAGACCAUCGAGGUCCAGUGGACGACGCAGCAAGUUAGUGAGCCUAGUCCUGUUGUGAUGAAAUGA